Molecule: messenger RNA, 855 nt
Organism: Cebus imitator (Panamanian white-faced capuchin)
Lineage: Eukaryota; Metazoa; Chordata; Mammalia; Primates; Cebidae
Product: spindle and kinetochore-associated protein 1-like
Exons: 1
Coding region: 73-855 (260 amino acids)
Biological process (GO): cell division; chromosome segregation; regulation of microtubule polymerization or depolymerization
Cellular component (GO): mitotic spindle; outer kinetochore; spindle microtubule
Molecular function (GO): microtubule binding
Source: RefSeq, a predicted model, not a curated record
GCAGUUGUCCAAGCCUGGAGACCCAGCGGCGAGUAGCCUUUUGCUCCUGGACUGACUCGAGAUGCUUAAAGGAUGGCCUCCUCAGAUCUGGAAUUAUUAUGCUCUCAUGUUAAUGAAAAGACUGGCAAUAUUAAGAAAACCUUGUCAUUAAGAAACUGUGGCCAGGAACCUACCUUGAAGACUGUAUUAAAUAAAAUAGGAGAUGAGAUCACUGUAGCAAAUGAACUUCUAAAUAAAUUGGAAUUGGAAAUUCAGCAACAAGAACAAACCAACAAUUCACUCAAGGAACUCUGUGAAUCUCUUGAAGAUUACAAAGACAUAGAACAUCUUAAAGAAAACAUUCCUUCCCAUUUGCCACAAGUAAGAGUCACCCAGAGAUGGGUUAAGGGAUCAGAUCUUGAUUCUGAAGAACCAAACAAAGCUGUGGAACCUGGACCCAUAAAGAAGUUCCCCAAAGAACAAAGAAGUAUUAAGGAAUUGCCAUUUAUAACUUCUGACGAGUUCAAUGGUGUUCCUUCGUACAUGAAAUCUCGCUUGACCUAUGGUCAAAUUAAUGACUCUAUUAAAGAAAUCAACAAGGCAGUUAUUAGUAAAUAUAAAAUCCUAUAUCAACGAAAAAAGUCUAUGAAUUUUGUGGCCAGAAAUCUCUAUCACAGAUUUAUUAAUGAAGAAACGAAGGAUACCAAAGGUCGUUAUUUUAUAAUGGAAGCUGACAUAAAGGAGUUCAUGACUUUGAAAGUUGACAGGAAGUUUCUUGUGAUACUGAGUAUUUUACGACACUGCCAGAGGCUAUCAGAGGUUGGAGGGGGAGGACUUACUCCUUAUGUUAUAACCGGAGUCCUUGUGAGCUUUUGA